AUUUUUGAUUAAAGAACUGUAUUCUCACAGUCCAACACAUGCAGGUGUGUGGCAGUGGGAGUGAUGCUGGGAAACGUGGGAAACUCCUAUCACAUUCCCAGGACACUCCCUGCCUGGCCACUCUGGUCUCAGAGGGACCAUGAUCCUGCAACAGUGGUUGGUGAUUUUGGCUGCUGUAUUCAUCUGUACAUGCAUGUGCAGCCCGUUUUCACUUCAGAAGAGACGGUGUGCAUUCCACUUGAACGGCACCGCAGCAAACACUGAGCAGAACAACAAAUACGUUACUUCUGGCAAUGUGACCAGGUCAGUGCAGGUCUGUGAGAGCACUCACUGCUGUGUGGGAUAUUUCCGGGUCCUCAGUGGUCAGCCUGUGGUCGACCUUCUUGCGUGUGAUGUCGCUGAAAAGUCUUGCCCAGAUGCCGUCUGCAAGACACAAACGCGCUUCAAGUGGAACUACAUGAAAUGUGUUUGCAACACAGACUUGUGCAACAGCAACAUCACGUGGACACCAGAUUCAGAACAGCCUCAACACACACACUCUAAUUUGGAAGUUGCUGUGACUCUAAUUGGAGCAUUACUCGUCCUGGGCUUUGUUAUCGCUGCUGCCAAAUGGAUACACUUCUUCAAAAGCAAAAAAGAAAAUCUACAAGGUUGCCCUCGUGGUCACAGUGUCUCCUCACGGUUGUCUUGCCAGACCACAAAAAACAAUGAGGUUGAUGUGGCUGAUAUUGAACUACAACAUAUUUUGGCCCGUGGAUAUUUUGCCACUGUCUGGCAGGGGAAAUACCGUGGAUCUGCAGUGGCUGUGAAAGUUUUACCCUCUGAUUGGAAACACAGAUUUACUGCAGAGAAGGAGGUUUAUGAACUGCCACUGAUGAAACAUGCUGGGAUUCUCCCCUUCCUGGGCACUGGGAGGAAACAGGAUGAUGGCAGCUGGCUCAUUGUUCUGCAGUUAGCUGAAUACGGUUCUCUUUGUUCCUUUCUGUGCGCACACACCAUCAGCUGGAUGCAGUCACUGAAGCUGUGCCAGUCUUUAUCGCAGGGACUUUCCUAUCUCCACUCUGACCUUCACAACUAUGAUAUGCAUAAACCCGCGGUGGCUCACAGAGACCUCAGCAGCUCCAAUGUACUUGUGAGAGCAGAUGGUACUUGUGCCUUGUGUGAUUUCGGAUGCUCCACCAUCCUGCGUACUUGUUCAUAUCAAAGCCACCUCAUGGCUAUGAUGGUGAGAAGCAGGCAGCACAGAGAAAUUGGUCAAAGGGGAGUGGCCAAAGAAGAUGGAGACGCUCAUAUUUUUUGUCAGAGGGGCACUCUGUGCUACAUGGCUCCUGAGAUCCUGGAUGGUGCUGUAGACCUACUCAGCAGUAGCUGUUUCAAGCAGGGGGACAUUUAUGCGCUAGGACUGCUGCUGUGGGAGAUCUGGAUGCGCUGCUCAGAUUUAUUUGAAGGCAGUAACAUUCCACAACAUCUGCUGCCCUAUGAAUCUGAGCUGGAGGGCAAUGUAACACUGGAGAGCCUCAUCACGCAUGUGAUUACCAGGGAAAAAAGACCCUCCAUACCUAAACACUGGGAGCUGCUACCACAGGGAUCUGCACUGCAGGAGCUCCUGUCAGAUUGUUGGGAGUUUGAUCCAGACGCUCGAGUGACGGCUCAGUGUGUCGCAGACAGAUUAGACUCUCUUCAGGCUACAAUGACUCUUUUCCCACUUGAUUUACAGUAGUCCACUAGCAACUGUUACCACUGUUGUGUUUUUUAAAUUCUUUGAGGACUACUACAUUUACACUACAGGUGUGUACAUUUUUACCCUCUUGGUGUCAAAUUAUUAACUGUGUGAAGUGAAUGUAAAGCACUGACUUGUGGUAAAUGUUCUGUGCAGGUUCUAGGUUGUCAAAAUGUGCUAAUUAGAGAGUAUAUUUUUCCACAAAGUGUUAAAAUUGAGCUCUGUACUUGUUAAAUAUUUUUUAGAGUACAAUGUACACUGUCAUUUUUUCUGUGUAUCAAACAAUUUCAUGGUUUCUUUUGUGUCACUACUUGUCAUAGUUUUAGAUUGAACGCUAUGUGUUUUCUUGAGCAUGUUUCUAUUACUCACCUUUAAUUUGGUUUACUUAGAAUUACUUAACAUUUUGUGAAUAAAUUCUACACAUUUCCAUUUUGUCAUAAAGAAAGUUGUAGUAUUUGAGAAAUAAUGAAUAAGAGGUUAUUCCUCUAAUCACAGUAGGUUCGAUGUGUUUUUAUUGUGUACCCAUUCUUGUGAAACGAUAUAAUUUUGGUUUGUGUAUUAGUUUACUAUCAUUGUUAUCUUAAUGUUGUGUCUUAACAGUUUUAAUUCUGUAUUUUCAUUUCAUUUUCAUAUCAUUUCUUUUAAUAGUGACGUAAUUUAAUUUUGAAGAGUAAGUAAAUUUGUAUUAUUACGCUGCAACAACCGUGUUGUGUCAUUAUGUCAUGGAAAUGUGUGUGAGAAAAUGGAGCAUUA
This is a messenger RNA of Solea solea (common sole), 2473 nucleotides long. RefSeq names its product bone morphogenetic protein receptor type-2-like. Gene Ontology annotation, biological process: protein phosphorylation; BMP signaling pathway; cellular response to growth factor stimulus. The coding region runs from base 140 to 1720 and encodes 526 amino acids. NCBI's taxonomy places the organism in Eukaryota, Metazoa, Chordata, Actinopteri, Pleuronectiformes, Soleidae. The transcript has 10 exons. Gene Ontology annotation, cellular component: signaling receptor complex; plasma membrane. The record is from RefSeq and is a predicted model, not a curated record. Gene Ontology annotation, molecular function: metal ion binding; ATP binding; transforming growth factor beta receptor activity.